AUUAAAUAUCUAACCUGUCCGCUGUCUGCUACGAUCUCUGAACAAAAACAAGGCUCGUGGAGGAUGGCAGACAUUGGGUUAGAAGAGCUGUCGCAGCUCGAAUACUUGUCUUUAGUGUCCAAGGUUUGCACGGAGCUCGACAAUCAUUUAGGAAUAAACGACAAGGAUUUAGCUGAGUUCGUCAUCAGCCUCGCUGAGAAACAACCAGCCUUUGAUGGAUUCAAAGCUGUUUUACUUGAAAAUGGAGCCGAGUUCACAGAUUCUCUCAUCAGCAACUUGCUCAGACUCAUUCAGACGAUGCAACCUCCAUCCAAAGCAUCAAUGAGUAAAGUCUCAGAAGCAUCUGUCAAACCCAAAUCAGAGAAAGACAGGCUAAAGGAGAUGUUCCCCGCACUCUGUAGACCCGAUGAUCCUGUACCAAAACAACACCUGGAUGAGGACGAUGUCAAAGUAGCAGCUGAUGCGAUGAAAGAGCUUGAGAUGUUUAUGCCCAGCGUGAGUGGGGCAGAGUCCAAGGGGGGCAAGACAAAGUCGGAUAAAAGCAGGCAUCGCAGCAGAAGUAGAAGCAGAGACAGACACAGAGACCGAGACCGAGCCAGGGAUCGAGAUAGAGACAAGAAGCGGCGCCAUCGUUCUCGAUCUCGAUCCAGAUCUCGCUCCAGAGAUCGCCACAGAGAUAGAGACCGAGGCAAACGAAGGGAGAAGUCCUCCCGCUGGGGUGACCGUUCCCCCAGUCCCCGAAAGGAGCAGGACAGGGAUGGAGACCGCUGGAAGGACAAACAUGUGGACCGCCCCCCUCCAGAGGAACCUUCUGUUGGGGACAUCUACAAUGGCAAGAUCACCAGCAUCAUGCAGUUUGGAUGUUUCGUCCAACUGGAGGGAUUAAGGAAGCGGUGGGAGGGACUAGUCCACAUCUCUGAGCUGCGUAGAGAGGGACGAGUCGCCAAUGUGGCUGACGUUGUCAGCAAGGGUCAAAGAGUCAAAGUGAAGGUGCUGUCGUUCACAGGCUCAAAGACCAGUCUGAGUAUGAAGGAUGUGGAUCAAGACACAGGAGAAGAUCUGAACCCGAACAGAAGGAGGAACGUUGGUCCAGAAGGAGAAGAGGUCUCCAUGAGGAACCCUGACCGACCCUCCAACCUGAACCUUGGCCACGCCCCCGAAAUGGAACAGGACGACACUCUGGAGCGCAAGAGACUCACAAAGAUCUCUGACCCCGAGAAGUGGGAGAUCAAACAGAUGAUUGCUGCCAAUGUGUUGUCCAAAGAAGAAUUCCCAGAUUUUGAUGACGAGACAGGAAUCCUGCCUAAAGUUGAUGACGAAGAAGAUGAAGAUCUGGAGAUCGAGCUGGUGGAGGAGGAACCCCCAUUUCUGAGAGGACACACCAAACAGAGCAUGGACAUGAGUCCUGUUAAGAUCGUCAAGAACCCGGAUGGGUCGCUGUCACAGGCCGCCAUGAUGCAGAGCGCCCUGGCUAAGGAGAGGCGGGAGCUGAAGCAGGCCGCUCGAGAGGCAGAGAUGGACUCCAUCCCCAUGGGGCUGAACAAACAUUGGGUCGACCCCCUCCCAGACGUGGACGGGAGGCAAAUCGCUGCUAACAUGAGGGGCAUAGGCAUGAUGCCCAACGACAUCCCAGAGUGGAAGAAGCAUGCUUUUGGAGGGAACAAGGCCUCCUAUGGGAAGAAGACCCAGCUCUCCAUCCUGGAGCAGAGGGAGAGCCUCCCCAUUUACAAGCUGAAGGAGCAGCUUGUUCAGGCCGUUCAUGAUAACCAAAUCCUGAUCGUCAUUGGAGAGACUGGCUCUGGGAAAACCACCCAGAUCACCCAGUACCUGGCAGAGGCGGGCUACACGGCCAGAGGAAAGAUCGGCUGCACGCAGCCCCGCCGUGUCGCCGCCAUGUCGGUGGCUAAGAGGGUCUCUGAGGAGUACGGCUGCUGUUUGGGUCAAGAGGUGGGUUACACCAUCCGGUUUGAGGACUGCACCAGUCCAGAGACGGUCAUCAAGUACAUGACAGAUGGUAUGCUGCUGCGAGAGUGCCUGAUAGACUCUGAGCUGGGUCAGUACGCCAUCAUAAUGCUGGACGAGGCCCACGAGAGGACCAUCCACACUGACGUUCUCUUUGGCCUCCUCAAGAAGACGGUACAGAAGCGCACAGACAUGAAGCUGAUCGUCACCUCAGCCACGCUGGACGCCGUCAAGUUCUCUCAGUACUUCUAUGAAGCUCCCAUCUUCACCAUUCCAGGCAGAACUUAUCCAGUAGAGGUUCUUUACACCAAAGAACCUGAGACAGACUAUCUGGAUGCCAGCCUCAUCACUGUCAUGCAGAUUCAUCUGACUGAGCCUCCAGGUGACAUCCUGGUCUUCUUAACGGGACAGGAAGAGAUCGACACCGCCUGUGAGAUCCUGUAUGAGAGAAUGAAGUCUCUGGGACCGGAUGUUCCUGAACUCAUCAUUCUGCCGGUUUAUUCGGCUUUGCCCAGCGAGAUGCAGACCAGGAUCUUUGAUCCGGCUCCACCCGGCAGCAGGAAGGUUGUCAUCGCCACAAACAUCGCAGAAACCUCCCUGACCAUUGAUGGAAUUUAUUACGUGGUGGAUCCCGGCUUUGUCAAACAAAAAGUCUACAACUCCAAGACCGGCAUUGAUCAGCUCGUGGUCACUCCCAUCUCACAGGCUCAGGCCAAGCAGAGAGCGGGUCGUGCCGGCAGAACUGGGCCUGGUAAGUGUUACAGGCUUUACACAGAGAGGGCUUACAGAGACGAGAUGCUGACCACCAAUGUGCCAGAGAUCCAGAGAACCAACCUGGCCAGCACAGUGCUGUCUCUGAAGGCGAUGGGCAUCAACGACCUUCUGUCCUUCGACUUUAUGGAUGCUCCCCCCAUGGAGACCCUGAUCACAGCCAUGGAGCAGCUCUACACGCUGGGGGCGCUGGACGACGAGGGUCUGCUGACACGGCUGGGUAGAAGGAUGGCGGAGUUUCCUCUGGAGCCCAUGCUCUGCAAGAUGCUGAUCAUGUCGGUCCACCUGGGCUGCAGUGAAGAGAUGCUGACCAUUGUGUCCAUGCUUUCUGUGCAGAACGUCUUCUACAGACCUAAAGACAAGCAGGCACUCGCUGACCAGAAAAAAGCCAAGUUCCACCAGCCUGAAGGUGACCACCUGACCCUGCUGGCUGUCUACAACUCCUGGAAGAACAACAAGUUCUCCAACCCGUGGUGCUACGAGAACUUCAUCCAGGCUCGUUCCCUGCGCCGAGCCCAGGAUAUCCGCAAGCAGAUGCUGGGGAUCAUGGACAGGCAUAAGCUGGAUGUGGUGUCUUGUGGGAAAGCCACGGUCCGAGUUCAGAAAGCCAUCUGCAGCGGUUUCUUCAGGAAUGCAGCCAAGAAGGAUCCUCAGGAGGGCUACAGAACCCUCAUAGACCAGCAGGUGGUGUACAUCCACCCCUCCAGCGCUCUCUUCAACCGGCAACCUGAGUGGGUUGUGUACCAUGAGCUGGUGCUGACCACCAAAGAGUACAUGCGAGAGGUGACCACCAUCGACCCUCGCUGGCUGGUGGAGUUUGCACCCGCCUUCUUCAAAGUGUCGGACCCUACGCGCCUCAGCAAGCAGAAGAAACAGCAGCGCCUGGAGCCGCUCUACAACCGCUACGAGGAGCCCAACGCCUGGAGGAUCUCCCGCGCCUUCAGACGCCGCUGAUAAACGCUUGGAGCGUCCAGACACUUCUCCUUCUUUCUUUAUGUAUAAAAAUGACCCCUUUUUUUUCCACGUAUUCGUAAUUUGGAAGCAUUUGUUUCCACUCUAACAGGAAUUUAAAUGUUUUGAAAAACCUGGAGUUGCUCACCUGUCAGAACUAAAAACAUGGUUGUUUUUCUGCUGUCAUUUGGGAGGAAACUGAGCGCAUAUGUGGACACCUGAGCCACCUGUAGGUGGUCUUUUGGUUCAAACGGAUGAAGCUUUGGCGGCAAAAGUCUGUUUGAUGUAUUUUGUCCAUGAAAAAAGUACUAUAGGUGCUCAGUUUGUUUCCAGUAAAUGGAUCUUCAGUUCUUAAAUUGACUUCCAAUUUUUUCAAACAGUUUGAUGAAAUAUUGUAAAAUGUAAAAAAAUAAAUGAUUUAUAAUCGGCCACAUUUUUUUAACUCCUGUUUUGGAACUUUGUCAAAGAGUGUUAUUUUGAAGCACCAUGUAAAACAGGAAAAACUACAAUUUUUAAUCAUUACUAUGUGAAGCGAUUGAGGCUAUGAGCAGACAACCAGUAGAAACCAGUUGGAAAUCUUUUAACUGAUGAAAACAUGUCUGUAGGUCGUUAGUGGAGCAAAGAUGUGCUUAUAAAUGUGAAUUUAUACAAUAGUCUUUUCUCACCUUUUUUGUAUUGAAUUGUACUUCGGCUUUAAUGUAUGACUGAAUAAAUCCCCAAAACUGA
Messenger RNA from Oryzias latipes (Japanese medaka), 4410 nucleotides. RefSeq names its product DEAH (Asp-Glu-Ala-His) box polypeptide 8 (gene dhx8). Gene Ontology annotation, cellular component: catalytic step 2 spliceosome; intracellular anatomical structure. Lineage: Eukaryota; Metazoa; Chordata; Actinopteri; Beloniformes; Adrianichthyidae. The record is from RefSeq and is a predicted model, not a curated record. Gene Ontology annotation, biological process: spliceosomal complex disassembly; mRNA splicing, via spliceosome. Gene Ontology annotation, molecular function: RNA helicase activity; ATP binding; RNA binding.